AGGGCGGAUGCGGGGACGAAGAGGGCGGGCGGAGGAGGGAAAACGAUAUCGAAGCCAAAGUCGCGAACGGGUUUGAGCGGCGUUAAAUGGACUUUGGCUUUUGUCCGUCCGGCUCCUAACCCUGAAAGAGUCACAUGAUCUGGUACACACGCGCACAUGCGCAGUUAUGCUGCUUACUCCUCAUCCCAAUUGAUUGGCCGUUAGAGCUCCGGAGUACUUCGAGACAGAGCGCGAUAGUCGAGCAAAGUACUCGGUUGAAGCCUGCAAAUCUCCCACACAGCAUCUCUCCACCAUGGCCAGCAAGUACGCGUUUCCUAAGGCUCUGAAGGAGCUCAGAUUCCACCUCUGCCAGACCGGCGAGGCCAGCACUCCUCUGCGGUCGUUUUUGACCAAGGCGUACCCUGUCAUGAAGAAGCACAACCCAUACACUCCCAUCCUGAUCCGGGAAGCUGCCGGCGUCCCACCACAGCUCAUUGCUCGGUAUGAAUUUGGAAAGGAGGUCAAGCUGCCGCUCGAUGGUGUCUCCGCUGCUCAGUUGGAGAAGACCGUCCAGAGCUUCGUCCUGACACCGCAAUAAGCCAACAAACUUCAUAUCUGGCAUCUGGCAUUAGAAGAGUGAGGGAAGGGAAACUCGGUUAUCACACGACAGGUUUAUCAAAUUACAAUAGAAAAAAAUACACAAACAAUCAUACUACGGAAGUGUUUGAGAGGUCGAUUCUACUAAGGAUAUGGCGGCGGAGGAUAACGAUAUUCUCAUUGUAGCUGUGAGCUAUGAGGAUUUGAUUGCAAAGGUUCAUUUCUUUGUUCAU
Molecule: messenger RNA, 809 nt
Organism: Myxozyma melibiosi
Lineage: Eukaryota; Fungi; Ascomycota; Lipomycetes; Lipomycetales; Lipomycetaceae
Product: NI8M subunit of mitochondrial NADH:ubiquinone oxidoreductase
Exons: 3
Coding region: 293-577 (94 amino acids)
Source: RefSeq, a predicted model, not a curated record